Molecule: messenger RNA, 849 nt
Organism: Cyclocybe aegerita
Lineage: Eukaryota; Fungi; Basidiomycota; Agaricomycetes; Agaricales; Hemipholiotaceae
Source: the annotation of a GenBank genome assembly
AUGGUGGACAAGAAGUUCGACAACGAUGUCGCACAAUUCUGUGCGAUUACUGGCGCGUCGACUAAGGACGCAAGGGAUUUCCUGAAACAUCACAAACGACUAGAUGUUGCCAUAGACGCCUACUAUAAUAACCCCAAUGCCUUCUCUGGGAGACGAAAAACGGACUCAUCUACACCAUCAACCAGCAAACUCAGCCAGUUGUUCGACAAAUAUAAAGACCCCGACGGGGAUGACAUAACCGUAGAAGGGACGAUCAAGUUUUGCGAAGACCUGGAAGUUGACCCCGAGGAUGUCGUCCUCUUAGCAGUUGCUUACGAGCUUAGCUCGAAGCGAAUGGGUCAAUGGACGAGGCAGGGGUGGAUAGACGGGUGGAAGAACGUCGGAACCGACUCGAUAUCUGGAAUGAAAGACUCAUUAUCGAGACUGCGAACCCAACUCGCAUCAGAUCCGGUCUACUUUCAGAAAGUCUACAAUCACACCUUCGAUUUUGCGCGUUCAGAAGGACAACGGAGUCUUGGCACUGAGACCGCGCAAGCUUUCUGGGGUCUUCUUCUCCCUCACGGAUUUGAAGGCGGGGCUUUGACCAAGAAGCCCCCCAGCGAUGGUGAUGGUGACGUCAGCAUGGACGACGGAGGUGGCUGGCGGGAGGAAUACAACCAGUGGUGGUUCGACUUUUUGACCCACAAAGGUGGGAAGGGAGUCAGCAGAGAUACUUGGGUUAUGUUCCUUGACUUCGUCCGCUCCAUCGAUAGCAACUUCUCAACCUAUGACAUGGAAGCUGCUUGGCCCUCGACUAUAGAUGAUUUCGUGGAGUACGCGAAGGAGCGGUUGGCGACCGGUCCUCAUUGA